CACACGCUAGUGCUCCAUAGCCUCUGUAAAAUGGUGUGUUCAACUUCCUGGCACUACCAUGGAGAGCUGUCACGAAGCCUCCAUGUUGGAGUACCCCUCCUUGGUUUGCCCCUAUACUCAUAGCCGCACUCUCUGUCAUUCACCACUGGGGCACUGUCUAGCGAUGACGCUGGAUUUCGCUGAUAUCAUGGGUGAUAUCUCGUUUCUUCCCUUGCUAUUGAUAAUACUAUACUCCGAACUGUGGAAGAACCCAUUAUGCGGCGUUGUUACGCCUGGUGGUCCUUCCCUUGGACCCUUGUGUUUUUUAUUUUUAUUUUGCUUCAUUCUGUGGAAGGAACCCGGUAUAUGACAUUGUUAUGCCUGGUGUUCCUUCCUUGUCUUUUCUCUGCUAUGCUCCGCACUGUGGAAGGAACCCGUUAUUCGGCGUUGUUACGUCUGGUGGUCCUUCCCUCGCGGUUUUUGCAAUCUUUUCUCUGCUAUGCUCCGCACUAUGGAAGGAACCCGUUAUUCAGCGUUGUUACGUCUGGUGGUCCUUCCCUUGCGGCUUUUCUUUGUCACUAUGUGGAAGGAACCGUCUCCUGUCUUAAUGGCAUAAACGACGAGAUUAACCCUAGGGCUGAAGGUGCCAUCAUUCGCCUCUCCAUGAAAUGGAGUUUGUGGAUUGCACACCCGUCGGAAAAGUGUAGCUCGUCGUACUAAACUCACAUCGCACGUGUGACGCCUGUUUUAUCCUCUCAUAUCCUUGCUGUC
Desarmillaria tabescens is the source of this 750-nucleotide messenger RNA. RefSeq lists its product as uncharacterized. The coding region runs from base 256 to 699 and encodes 147 amino acids. Lineage: Eukaryota; Fungi; Basidiomycota; Agaricomycetes; Agaricales; Physalacriaceae. The transcript has a single exon. The record is from RefSeq and is a predicted model, not a curated record.